This is a messenger RNA of Rattus norvegicus (Norway rat), 1593 nucleotides long. NCBI's taxonomy places the organism in Eukaryota, Metazoa, Chordata, Mammalia, Rodentia, Muridae. The record is from RefSeq and is a predicted model, not a curated record.
CCCUCAGCCCGCUGCGCGCAGACAAUGGCGGGGCGGCGGAGCCCGGCUGGCCUCCCGAAGGCGGAGGGGCUCGACCGCUGUCCUCUGAUUAGUCUGGGAUGAGGUCUGCCAGCAGGAGACCAAGGGGAAACUGGCCUUGAGGCUGGGAUGGAGGUGGGGGGCGUUUACCAGUGUAUGCCAAGCGUUGAUGGGGGUGAAGAGCAGGUUGGUUCGACUGGUACGCUUUCCUUUCUGUCCCAAACUACUCUCUCAGCUGGUCUCCCUGAGCGACUCCAGCUUGGGCCACCGGAACUUCCAGAUCCCUGUGAUCCUGGGACCUGGCUUUAACCCCUUUCUCCCCAGUGUGAGGCCCAGGCCGCCAUGAAACUAGCUGAGUAGACCUCCCUCUCCAACUGACUCUAGGACUGCUGCCUGGAGGCUGAGGAUGGAUGAUGGGGACUUCCAGUAUCCAGGCUUGCUUUGAACUCCACAUGUAGCUGAGGAUGGCCUUGAACUUCUGAUCCUCCUGCCUUCUAAGUACUGGGAUUACAGAAAACAGUCCUCUACGAAGACUAGGCCUUUCAGGCCAAAACCGCCUCAGUCCGCCUGCGCGGAUUUAGCGUGACUUCCGGUUAGCCAAACACCCACGUGAUCAAAUGCCCUCAGUGCGCAUGUGUGAAGAGGAGUUGGACUGAACCAUUUUGCCCGACGAAAGGGGUACACCUUUUCUGUUUUAAAGCUUAAAACCGAUUCUCGAUCUUGAUCAUCUAUGAUCACGGUCUUUUAGGAAGAAAGUAAGUGAGUGUGAAAUGGAGGAAGAUGAAAUAGCUUAGCGAAAAUACAGACAAUCAUGGAGUGGGGCUUGGGCUCUCCCCUUCGUAGUUAAUGGGAGGAGCCCGCGACCAGCAAGCUCUUUCCUUUCGCUGCUGCGUCUGCAGCCAUGAGUAUGCUUAGGCUACAGAAGAGGCUUGCCUCUAGCGUCCUCCGCUGUGGUAAAAAGAAGGUGUGGUUGGACCCCAAUGAAACCAACGAAAUCGCCAAUGCCAACUCUCGUCAACAGAUCAGGAAGCUGAUCAAAGAUGGCCUGAUCAUCCGGAAGCCUGUGACUGUCCAUUCCCGGGCUCGAUGCCGGAAGAACACCUUGGCCCGACGGAAGGGCAGGCAUAUGGGCAUAGGGAAGAGGAAGGGUACUGCCAACGCUCGGAUGCCCGAGAAGGUGACCUGGAUGCGAAGGAUGAGGAUCCUGCGCCGGCUUCUCAGGAGAUACCGGGAAUCUAAGAAGAUUGACCGUCAUAUGUAUCACAGCCUGUACCUGAAGGUCAAAGGGAAUGUGUUCAAAAACAAGCGGAUUCUCAUGGAGCACAUCCACAAACUGAAGGCAGACAAGGCCCGCAAGAAGCUACUGGCUGACCAGGCUGAGGCUCGCAGGUCUAAGACCAAGGAAGCACGAAAGCGCCGGGAGGAGCGCCUCCAAGCCAAGAAGGAGGAGAUCAUCAAGACUCUGUCCAAGGAGGAAGAGACCAAGAAAUGAAGCGUCCCUCGUGUCUGUACAUAGUGGCCAGGCUAUGGCCUCACAUGGAUCAGUCAUUAAAAUAAAACAAGCCUUCGUCCUUG